Pyrenophora tritici-repentis Pt-1C-BFP is the source of this 1068-nucleotide messenger RNA. RefSeq lists its product as uncharacterized. NCBI's taxonomy places the organism in Eukaryota, Fungi, Ascomycota, Dothideomycetes, Pleosporales, Pleosporaceae. The record is from RefSeq and is a predicted model, not a curated record.
AUGGUUCAAAUCGCUGGCCUCACUGCCGUGCUGGCACUUGCCUCUUUGGUCUCUGCGCAAUGCGGUUCUGGUACUCCCGACGCGAAAGUGACUGGCUCGGGGAGCAGUUAUACUGCCACCAAAGGAUCCACCACACUCUAUACUGGCUCUGACUACCGCCUAGCCAUCCAGACUGCCAUCAACGGAAUCAGCAGUGGUCAACGCGUUUCGGUCAUGGCUUCCGGUAACAUCGGUGCCAACACCUUGACCAUCACGAGUGGCAAGACAUUCGAGGGCUGUGGUACCAUUACUGUCGCGACGAAGUCCGCAUCUGGCAACAUCGAGGUUACGAACCAAUCUGGUGUCAAGAUCCCUUACCUCACCAUGGCAGGUUCUGCGUAUUUUGGACUUCGUUUCUCCGGCACAAAGGACCUCACUCUAGGCACCAUCAACUUCAACCUCAAAGACGGAAUCGGAAUUCGCUUUGAUCGCGACCGUGCAGCAAACACAAACGUGCAAAUCGGUACCGUCACCUGCGUAGGCGGCUCAUCGCACUGUAUCGAGACGUGGAACAUUGACCAACUCACCAUCGGCUCCGUGAUUGGCAAGAACGUUGGCGAAUGCGGCCUGUUGCUUCAAAAGGUCACCAAUGCAAAGGUCGGCUCGGUAGACUGUGACAAUUGUGGUUCAGGUACCGGCUACGCCGCCCUCCGCUUCGCCAAUGAGGCCGGAAAGUUGAACGGCGCAUACAACACCAAUAUUUUCGUCGAUCGUGUCAAGGCGCGCGGUGGUGGUCGUGGCAUCUUUUGCGUGUCCGCCUCUGGCGGUGCGCAAAUCGGCACCAUCGACGUCGCGAACACGGGCAACAAUGCCAUUCUCAUCGAAAACUGCUACAAUGUCAACAUCAAGGCUGGAACUGUGAGCGGUGGUGGUGAGGUGAGAUUGGCGGCGCGGACAGAGUUUGCAAAUAGCAAGGAUAUUGCGAUUGCGCUGAGGGUUGAUGGAACGACCGUUAGGGAGAGUCCUUGCACUGCCAACAAGACCAAGUGGAGUCUUAGUGGAAAUGGCGCAAGAACGAUUUGUACUUGA